Molecule: messenger RNA, 22160 nt
Organism: Podarcis lilfordi (Lilford's wall lizard)
Lineage: Eukaryota; Metazoa; Chordata; Lepidosauria; Squamata; Lacertidae
Source: the annotation of a GenBank genome assembly
ACCACAGUAAGAACCCAGAAGGAGAGCCCUGCUAGAAGAGCUCAUUCUGCUGCCGGCAAUGUCCAGCCAGAAGCGUCUCCCCUCCAAAAUGGAUGGCGGCCCUCAAAAUUUCAAGGCGGCCCUUGCUGCUCUGGCUGCAAUCUUCUUGCGGCUUGGCGGUGCUGAACGUAAGAUUCCUCUCCCCACCCUCUUUCUGAAUUGCAUUUGUUUUGGUAAUGGCGUUGAUGAAAACCCAUGAAUCUAGGCCUAGAAGUGAUGGGCUGGUUUGCAUAUGUUUGGGACUUGAGGGGGUGGAGGCGGCGCCAGGCAGCUCUGCUGGGGAGAGGUCAGAAGCUGCUUACUGGGUGUGGUGGGGGUACUGCCAUAGCUUCCUGGCAGGUGGGCCGCUGUUGCUCACUGGGAGGGGAGAGGCAUGGUGCAAACACGCUAGCAGGAGACCAGAUUGCAUACCCUCCAACAUUUUUCUGAUGAAAAUAGAGGCGUCCUAUUCCAUCAUCGGAUGUGGGUGGUGCUGUGGGUUAAACCACAGAGCCUAGGGCUUGCUGAUCAGAAGGUUGGCGGUUCGAAUCCCCGUGACAGGGUGAGCUCCUGUUGCUCGGUCCAUGCUCCUGCCAACCUAGCAGUUCAAAAGCACGUCAAAGUGCAAGUAGAUAAAUAGGUACCACUCCGGCGGGAAGGUAAACAGCGUUUCCGUGCGCUGCUCUGGUUCGCCAGAAGUGGCUUAGUCAUGCUGGCCACAUGACCCGGAAGCUGUACGCCGGCUCCCUCGGCCAAUAAAGCGAGAUGAGCGCCGCAACCCCAGAGUUGGUCACGAAUGGACCUAAUGGUCAGGGGUCCCUUUACCUUUAUUCCAUCACCAUCAUGAUAAUAAAUGUAUUAUUUAUACCCUGCCAAUCUGGCUGGGUUGUCCCAGCCACUCUGAGCAGCUUCCAACAUACAGUGGUACCUUGGUACUCAAAUGGCUUGGCUCCUGAACAAAUUGGCCCUCGAACGCUGGAAACCUGGAAGUGAAUGUUCCAGUUUGCGAACAUUUUUUGGAAGACGAACGUCCGACGCAGCUUCCACGGCUUCCAAUUGAGUGCAGGACGCUCUUCCAGCCAAUUGGAAGCCGUGCCUUGGUUUUCAAACUGUUUCGGGAAUCGAACGGACUCCCAGAACAAAUUAAGUUCAAGAACCAAGGUACCACUGUAUAUAAAAACGCAGCAAAACAUUAAACAUUUAAAAACAACCCUAUACAGGGCUGCCUUCAGAUGUCUUCUAAAGGUUGUAUAGUUACUCAUCUCUUUGGCUAGGUUUGUGUGUGUAUGUGUGCGUGUGCAUGUGUGUUUACAACUCCAUACCCUCCAACAUUUCUCCGAUGAAAAUAGGGAUGUCCUAAGGAAAAGCGGAACAUUCCAGGAUCAAAUCAGAAACCAGGACAGCUUCUGUAAAUCCUGGACAGUAGGAGCUCUUGGAAGGUCUGGGAUUGGCUCUGCUGGUGCGUUGCACAUGCUGACCUCCCCACCUGCGGGAAGCUAGGACAGCAGCAAUUGCCCGCCUGGCAAGAGACUUCUGGGAAAGAACUGUUAAGACUGCGGAAAAAAGGGAGGUGGACACACACACACACACACACACACACACUUCCAAAACCUGAAGAGCUGCUGGGUGGAAAAGGGCAAAUACCUGCUCUCUGCUGCCCUUGGAAGGCAGGACUUGACCUAAGGUUGCAGGAGAGUAGGUUUAAGCUGAGCAGUAGGAGAAACUCUUUAAGGCUAGGAAAAAAUUGGCAAUGGGAGCAGUUUGUUAGACGUCUUCAAGGAGAGGCUGCUGUGAAUGCUCUAACUUUGAAUUUGCCCAUAGGAACCCUUCCAACUCAAUGAUACUGGUUGUAUAAUUUGAAGGAAUUAUUCGUGGGAUGGCUGAGACUCACUCUGGGGACCACACUGGGCAAAUGGCCUUCCAUAUUUCUCCACAUUAUUUUCAGUUGGCCGGAGGGUGUGGGAGGAACAUGUUGCCAAAUGUUCUCAAAGUAGGCGGAAUGGGAGGGAGUUUCUUCUCCAACGGUUCUUGGGAAGGCAAGGGGGUGGGAAUAUUCUCUGAAAAAUUCUCUCAGUUUGAAUGAUUUGGCUCUGUAAUACUGAACAAAACACUGUUGCUAGAGCAUAGUUGUGGAUGUUGGAGGAGACAAGGUCAAUGAGGAGGGCUGUAAUGAGCGGAGGCCAAGCCCAUGACAACCUUAAAAUCGGUUGGGAGCCACAGUGUCGGCUGAAAUUCUCCACUCGUGCAAGGACAUCUCACUUAACAUUGUCCAGAGAAGGGGCUGAGAUUCUCUAACGGCUCAGGGGGAGCCUGACCAAAAAAUAAAAUUUUAAGAGAAUGUCUUGUUCCGCCCUACCCAAACCCAAUGGUAUGACUCCAAACAAUGCAAUUCUGGGCUGCAUCAAUAGGAGUAUAGCAUCUAGAUCAAGGGAAGUAAUAGUGCCACUGUAUUCUGCUCUGGUCAGACCUCACCUGGAGUACUGUGUCCAGUUCUGGGCACCACAGUUCAAGAAGGACACUGACAAACUGGAACGUGUCCAGAGGAGGGCAACCAAAAUGGUCAAAGGCCUGGAAACGAUGCCUUAUGAGGAACGGCUAAGGGAGCUGGGCAUGUUUAGCCUGGAGAAGAGGAGGUUAAGGGGUGAUAUGAUAGCCAUGUUCAAAUAUAUAAAAGGAUGUCACAUAGAGGAGGGAGAAAGGUUGUUUUCUGCUGCUCCAGAGAAGCGGACACGGAGCAAUGGAUCCAAACUACAAGAAAGAAGAUUCCACCUAAACAUUAGGAAGAACUUCCUGACAGUAAGAGCUGUUCGACAGUGGAAUUUGCUGCCAAGGAGUGUGGUGGAGUCUCCUUCUUUGGAGGUCUUUAAGCAGAGGCUUGACAACCAUAUGUCAGGAGUGCUCUGAUGGUGUUUCCUGCUUGGCAGGGGGUUGGACUCGAUGGCCCUUGUGGUCUCUUCCAACUCUAUGAUUCUAUGAUUCUUCUGUUUCUAAUGUUAGAUAUGGCACUGCCAGUUAUGGGGUUACCAAUGGCGUGUCUUCCAGAUGUGUUGGACUGAAGACUCCCAAAAUCCUUUGUGGUUGGCCAUGUUGGGGGAUGUGAGCUGUGUUCCAAAACAUCUGAGGUGUCUCUCUUGUGUCUCCUAACCUUCUGGGGCCUAACAAAGCUUUCUCUCCCCACAAGUGAUAUAUGCAGAGAAAGGCUCUUCGCCGGAGCUGCCAUGUCCUGGCAAACAUGGGGAAGUAUCCUGGUACCUUCAGCAAAGCGGACCCACCCUUCUCUUUUCCAAGCGGGAGAACGGCCCCGUGACUCGUCUCCCAGAGGCCUGGGAUCGCCUCAGCGUGCUUCCAAAUGACUCCCUUCAGUUUAGCAAUGUGACGGACAGCGAUCACGGCAGAUACUGGUGCAGCUCGGUCAAUUAUUACGACCUGGUGGUCACCACAGGUGAGUGGACCAGCGUUAAAUGAGACUGAAAACGCACUUAGGGUCCCUGUCAUACCUGUUACUGUUUUCCUAAUAUAUGGAGUGUUAAGUUGUGGGUGAACAUAUCAGACGACACAGCGAUUCUUCAAACAGCUCUUGUUUAUUCACAGGCCAGAACAGAACUGAACUGAAGGGUUCAGCCAGCCUGCUUAUAUAGAGCUCCACUAGAAUGCAACAGUAACAAUUUUCUGUAACUAUCCAAUCACUGAACGUCACUUUCAAUCCCUUAUUUGCAUAUGUGGACCUGAGUGAAAACUAUCUACAGUAUUCCCCUGCUGGCCCAGGGUGAGAACUUCAGUACAUAACAUGGAGCACUUAUUACCUUUGUUUCUGUUAUGGAAAAAUAAUAAAAUCCAUUUAAACUGACGAAUCCCCAGCUCCUAUCUUAUUCUGAGCCCUUUCUAUAGGGCCGUAAGACUGUAGCUCAGUUCAAUCUGUGGCAUCUUCAGGCAGGACUGGGGAAAAUCAUUCUCUGAAAUCCAGGAGUGCCACUGCUAUUCAGCAAGGCCGGUCCAAGACAUUUUUCUGCCUGAAGCCAAUGACAAGAUGGUGCCUCCCCUCCUCCUUAAAUGUACAGAAGCCUACCAGGCUGGAAGUUAAAUCUUACUUCAAAACAGGACACAAGGCAUUGUCCUCUGCCCAGGGGUGCCAACUUGAAUAAAAUAAAAAUAUAUGGGGAGCAGUGGAGUAAGGUAAUCCUUACUCCACAUAAUAACCCCACCCCACAUAAUCAGCCACAAGAUUCAGUAUGUUGUUGUUGUUGUUUAGUCGUUUAGUCGUGUCGACUCUUCAUGACCCCAUGGACCAGAGCACGCCAGGCACUCCUGUCUUCCACUGCCUCCCGCAGUUUGGUCAAACUCAUGCUGGUAGCUCUGAGAACACUGUCCAACCAUCUCGUCCUCUGUCGUCCCCUUCUCCUUGUGCCCUCAAUCUUUCCCAGCAUCAAGGUCUUUUCCAGGGAGUCGAGUCUUCUCAUGAGGUAGCCAAAGUAUUGGAGCCUCAGCUUCAUGAUCUGUCCUUCCAGUGAGCACUCAGGGCUGAAUUCCUUCAGAAUGGAGAGGUUUGAUCUUCUUGCAGUCCAUGGGACUCUCAAGAGUCUCCUCCAGCACCAUAAUUCAAAAGCAUCCAUUCUUUGGCGACCAGCCUUCUUUAUGGUCCAGCUCUCACUUCCAUACAUCACUACUGGGAAGACCAUAGCUUUAACUAUCUGGACCUUUGUCGGCAAGGUGAUGUCUCUGCUUUUUAAGAUGCUGUCUAGGUUUGUCCUUGCUUUUCUCCCAAGAAGCAGGCGUCUAAUAAUUUCGUGACUGCUGUCACCAUCUGCAGUGAUCAUGGAGCCCAAGAAAGUAAAAUCUCUCACUGCCUCCAUUUCUUCCCCUUCUAUUUGCCAGGAGGUGAUGGGACCAGGGGCCACGAUCUUUGUUUUCAGUAUACACACACCAUUUGAAUGGCAAUGCCUCUUAACUUUGUGGCGGGGUGGGCAGUCCCCUCGAAUAUUUUAUUGGGUGUGUGUGAAGAGACCUUAGCCCCUAGGAGUUGGCUCCUAUGCCUCUGCCACACCUGAGGGCAGCAGGAUAGCUCUGGAGGGGGGUGGGCAGAGCAGGCAAAGUGGCACAACAACGCUCUCUCCGCUCUGCACCUCUCAGCAUCUGCCGCCUGAAGCAGCUGCCUCGCUCUGUCUCAUCAUAGGGCCGGCUCUGGCAGUCAGUGUAGGUGAUGCUGAACCAGAUGGACUGAUGGUUUGACUCGUUAUAAGGCCGCUUCCUACGUUCUCUGUUCCCAAUAACCGCUGCCAUUGGUGGGAUAAUGAGUUUGCUAGGCCAGCCCUACCCUGGCGGACCCUCCUGUCUCUGAACCAGUGAGUCCUGGAUCCCUGGCAACGAAGAGAAAGGCGCUAAGCCUGCCCACCUCCUGUGAAACACAGGAGCAGUCAAUUACAACAUUCCUAGAGUGUACAUGUUUAGACAUGGGGAGGGACAUGGGCAGGUAAACUUCCUGUUUCCUUCUGGGCUGGGACAGACUUCCUCCGCAUGUGACUAGAGGUGGGUGUGGCCUCACCUGUGCAGGUAACGACAAAAGCACAGGGCAGGGGCAGCCAUCUCUCUCUUACUUCUCUUCCUUUGAACAAGCAACAUCUCCUGAGUGCAAGAUGCCCUCUUGGCUCCCAGCCAAGAGAGGAGAAAGGGACUAUCUUCCUAUAAGAUAGAUUCUAAAUGUAUGUUACUUCACUAAGCCUAAGUCUGCCUUCUGGGAUCUGAUUGUGAACAGAAUGUGAGUAAACUCUUUUUAUACUUUUGUAAAGGACUGUGUCGUGUCUUCUAUUUUAAGAGGGAAUAAGGGGAAAUUACCAGAGUGAUUAUUAUAGAGGCUUAAGCGAGCCUGAGCAAACGCUGCCAUUGCAAACUUAAAAUAAAGGGGAAUGUUUUACUCUGCUGAUAUUGGAAACUUGUUAACACAAGUUGGAUAAGGAUAUAAUCAGAUAAUAUAUCCUCUCCUGCAUCCCUGAACAUUCCCACACUGCCCCGGUCCCAAAUGCUUCUUAAAUUGAACAUGGCACACCAGAGAUGCUUCUUUCUCAUCCAGGCACUAAGCGGAUGCUGGAGAGCAGACUGUCCGAUCUUGUGUGCUACGUCCUGAGCUGCUCUGUCUCGAGCAAGAAAUUAGACAAUAAUGUGGUGAGCUGGUGGGAGGGCAAGAAGGCUCUCCAGCAAGGCGAGAAGGAGAGAGACUACAGCAUCUUCAAAGGUCACAGGGCAUCUCAGCUCCACAUUUGCUUGAGGGAAGGGAAGGAGACCAAAGAGAGAAGACUGAAGUGCAGCUUUGCUGAGAAGCAGGAAAUCACCUUCCGUUUGACGGGGAGGGAACAGGAUUCGUGCGGCUGCUGCGGUUGGCUGCCCUCUCCUCCAGGUAAGGGGCUUUCUAGGUAUUUGGGCUACUUUGCAGGGAAUCUGCUCUUUAGGGAGGGGGUAGCUAAAGUUAUGAGAUAUUGAUGACUGUAUGCAUAUAUUUGAAAGGGCUGUGGAAUCGCUAACUGAGGGGAGGGAAACAUAGAGCCUCGUUUGAAAACACACCUAAGUCUGUGUACAGACGACACAGAAAGUAGCUGCUGCUUUAGGCGAUGUUAUCGCACAAAGGUGCAUGCAGUCGCAAACCGCUGUGUACAAAAGUGCCCUGUGAAGAAAUUACUCCUGUGUGUUUCAAAGGCUACAUGCCUGCACGGCUGUAGAUUGCAAUAUGUUAUUGUUGCAAUAACAGUGGGUGGCGCUGUGGUCUAAACCACUGAACCUCUUGGGCUUGCUGAUCAGAAGGUUGGUGGUUCGAAUCUGUCCCAGCUCCUGCCAACCUAGCAGUUUGAAAGCAGUGCAAGUAGAUAAAUAGGUACCACUGCGGUGGGAAGGUAAAUGGUGUUUCUGUGUGCUCUGGCUUCCAUCACGGUGUCUCGUUGCACCAGAAGUGGUUUACUCAUGCUGGCCACAUGACCCAGAAAGCUGUGUGUGGACAAACACCAGCUCCCUAGGGCUGAAAGCGAGAUGAGCACCACAACCCCAUGGUCGCCUUUGACUGGACUUAACCAUCCAGACAUCCUUUACCUUUACCUUUUACCUUUAUUGGUGCAAUAAUAGGCUGCUUGCACAUCUUACAUUUAAAGCAGAUUUCCACACACCCCAGAGAAUGUUGGGAACUGUAGUUUUUUAAGGGUGCUGAGAAAUACAGGUUUGUGAGGGGUAAACUACUGUUCCCAGGAUUCUUGAGGCGGGGAUGUGACUCACAAUAUAGGUGAUUCACAACUUAGGUGGGGGUUACGUUCCGGGCUUAGCAUGUAUAGCCAAAAUUGUUUGUAUUCAGUGGUGAGUGGGAUUGCUAAGGUCUUUUCUCCUGGACACUCACUUGCUUUCUGAACCCUUUGUAAUUUUUAUUUAUAUUUUUUUGCCAAGUGCAUAAAGCUGAAUGUGCACAAGUUAAAUGUGCAUAAGUUGCGAGUUAGCUGCAUUUGGUGUGUAUGUAGCCAUCUUAGAUUUAUUCUGGACCAUCCACACAUAAUUCUGCUUUGUUAGUUCUGCAGUGUUCUGCUAGUAGCGUUACUUAUGGUGCCAUUGCCAUCUAGAGGUGCACUUUUGAAUUACAGCACAACAAAAUGGGACAAAACAAAAAAAACCACCCCAAAACUCUGGAAUGUUUGUAAUAUGCAAAGUUAACAGGAUUUUAUCAGGAAACUGCGUGGAAAAUGCAACCAACUGGAAACAAAGCCAUGUUUCUGUCCCAAAACCUUUGCAGGUGCAAGCUGUAUUGAGAGCAGGAUCAUACAGAACUACUCCAAAACUACCAUGAGCACAAAUCACCAUUAAUGCACAAUAAAAAAGAUGUCUGGAGGGGUCCUAGAUGCAAUGCUUGAAUAGUGUCCCCCCCUUUGCAUCAGCUGGUCAACACGGUAUUGUUUAAUAGUACCAGUAUUCUGGAAAGGGUCCCCUAGUUUAGUAACAGAGCAUCUGCUUUGCAUGCAGAAGGUCCUGGGUUCAGUCACCAGAUAGGAAUAGGACUGUACCCUGCCUGAAACCUGCUACUGCCAGUCAGUGUAUACAGUACUGAGCUAAGUGGACCAAUGAUCUAACUCGGUGUAAGGUAAGGUUACCAGAUUCCCCCCCCCCCAUGAAUCUGGGGACACUUUAAAUAAAUAAAUAAAUACAUACAUACAUACAUACAUACAUACAUACAUAAAUAAAUAAAUACUACACGUUCAGGAUGUUGAUGCUGCAGUGAUGGCGGUGGCAGAGGGGUUGCCACCACCUUGACCUCAACCGCCACGUUUCCUCUUCCUCUGAGGCUUCUAUCUCCUUUCUCCAUGAGCCUGAGCAGCCCCUGAGUUGUUGGCUCUUUGGUGGUGGUGGUGGGGAAGCAGUGCGCUGUGGGUCAGGCAUGGAAGGUGGAGAAGGAGGGCCGAGAGUGGCGGUGGCAGUGAGGCUCGGGCAGCGAGAUGCCUCCCUUCCCAUCGGAGCAGCCCUAAUCUCAUUCCUACUUGCGUGCAAGCAGGAGGGGGCACAGAUCCCUCAGCUGGGAAGGGAAGCUUCCUGUUACCUAACUAAGAGAUCCCCGCCCCGCUCCUGCUUGCACGCAAGUAGGAGUCAGGAGGCUGCUCAGAUAGGCAGCAUGAAGCCUCCCUUCACAGCUCAGUUGCUGGGGUCAGGGAAGGUGGAGGCAGCCCGGAAGCUGCAUCUUCAAGCUCCUGCACCACCAUCACAUGGGGACUUCCGAGCAGCUCCUGAAGCCAGCCAGAGCCAACUGCUCCGGGCUGCUGAGACUGCCGCUGCUGCGUUUCCCAGGGACAUUAGAUGAAAUCUGGGGACAUUCCGGGGAUGGAAUUUGUCUGGGGACUUAUCUGCAAAUCCAGGGACUGUCCCCGGGAAACGGGGACGUCUGGUAACCCUAGUGUAAGGCAGCUUCCUACGCUGUUCCCUGCUCGAUGUCAUACACUGGCUGGGUAAAGAGGAUUGAUGGGAGGCAUCAGCUGGAGAAUCCCCUGGGGAAGGAGGCUCAGAGCCAGAGUGUCAGGGAAAGGUCUGAAGCAGAGGACUGGGGAAUGUAUGCUCAGGCAGAUCAGCUUCCCUCAAAAGAGGAGCUGAGGGGAGACUCACCCCCCCUUGUUUCCAGCAGUCUCAGAAGCAGAGGGAGACACAGACACAGAGCAGAUUAGACAGGAGUUGCCUAGCUACGAGAUAAUGACAAGAGAAAAAGAAGGGAGGGUACAGAUAGCAGAGACGUUAUUUGAGACUGUGCAGGACCCUCCCUCUCCACGAACUAGGAGAUCCGAAUGUAUUAGAGAACAAAGGGUGCAGAGAGGAGGAGGAGGAACUUCCUGUUGGUGAACAGGAUGUUGCCGAAGAUGGAAGGGGGAAGAAUUGGAGUAGCCAACUGCUCUCUUUGUGGAGGGAAGUGGAUUUUUGCUUGCGACCUGAUGCCUGAAUAAAAAGGACUGUACAAUAUAAACUGCUCGAUAAUUCUUAUCUGUGAAGUUACCAAAGGGGGAGGCAGACUCUCCACGCAUGACACAGAGGCUUGGUGGUGGGACAACGGUGAGCGGUCAGAAGGGGAAGACUGGGAGGCGGAGGUGUGGGAAGCUGAAAAGGUAACAGGGUUUAGUGAGCAGGGAGAGUCUGUGGCAGAGAGCAGCCCAGAAUCAGAGGCAGAAGCGGAGGCUGGAGAGGAAGGGGGCAAAGAGGCAGAGUGGUGAAGAAGCCAAGGAAUCUCCCCCUCCUGCUGUGACAAGCUCAUCUUCCCCCUGGUCUCUCAGGACCAGAAGAGGCAUGAAGUGGGAGGAACAAUGAGAGAGAAGAUGAAGGAGUCUCAGGUUGCUGGGGAAGGACCCAGGAGAGGAGCUGUAGAGAGCGGUGGGAAGGUGGGGACAUUCACUCCCUACUGGGAAGAGUUGCUGUGAUCCCAAGGCCUGCACUGUUCUGGUUUCUUUGAAUAAAGAGUUAACUUCUAAGGCACUGGGCAUUUUAUCGCUGACCUGAUCCUGACACUCUACUACAGUGGUACCUCGCGUUAAGAACUUAAUUUGUUCUGGAGGUCCGUUCUUAACCUGAAACUAAUCUUAACCUGAGGUACCACUUUAGCUAAUGGGGCCUCCUGCUGCCACUGUGCGAUUUCUGUUCUCAUCCUGAGGUAAAGUUCUUAACCCAAGGGACUAUUUCUGGGUUAGCGGAGUCUGUAACCUGAAGUGUCUGUAACCUGAAGCGUCUGUAACCCAAGGUAUCACUGUACCAACAUUUUGGGAAUCAAAAGGUUGGAAACCUUCUCUGGUGCACUGUGGGGGAGAAGCUGGAGCCAGGAUUUCAUGGUCUUGUUCUCUCCUGUAGGAAAAGUAAAAGGUUGCUUAACGCCUCCAUGUCCAGAAAGUGAAGGAAAUGGGGGCACCUGGAUCCCACUGGCUGUUUGUGUCACUCUGCAGUCUCUAAUCAUAUUCGUGCUGGGAGUGCUGCUAUGGAGAAGCUGUCGGUAAGUGGAGAAUUGUCCUGACCAAGCUUGUGAGCAUCAAGAGGAAGGGAAGAAGGGAAGACCUUGGAUCGAGGUCGUAGGGAGUUGUUGUUGGUCAGAAAAGAUGGUACAGAGCUAGGAAACCAAGCGGGGCUGGUUUCAAAGAGUCCUCGUUGCAUUCAAUACAAACAAAACUUUUCCCAAGCUGCAUUAAGUCCUGUAGAACCAGUCCUGCUCAUUUCCAACACAGUUGGUUUGAGCCAGGAAAAGUCAGCUGCGGAGAGUGGCUACUGGCCAGCGCCUGGGAUGUCACCACCUCUGCAAAGCGUUGGUGGCAUUUGUGUGUUUUGAGUGCACAGGUGAAGAAUGGGUGUGUAAACAGGUCCUUGUGCUGGUUUAUUAACGGUAAUUUUUUCAAAAAAAAAAGGCAGAUAGCUGGUCUGAAGGACCCAGCGAGGAGCAAGAUGGCGAGCUGAUCUAGGGGACUUGCAUGAAAUGUAAGAAGGAAAAGGAUAAAAAAAGAUAUGAAACUGUCACGCCAUUGUGCAAGUCUCUGUGGCUACCACGUUUGGAAAAAGUGUGUAUGGGUCUGAUCACAGCAUCUCAAAAAGGGAAUUGCAGAGUUAGGAAAGGUGCAGAAAAAGCCAGACUGGCUGGAGCACUUCUUCUAGGAGGAAAAGGCACAAAUGUUGCUCCUAUUCAGUGGUAGGCAGGGCUGGAGGCAAAAAUGGGCAUCUCAAGAAAUGUACAUUUUACCACAGUAGGCUAGUUGAUGUCCUCACCCCUGCACCCCACGGUGGCCUCCAUUGAAAGAGGGAAGAGGCCUCACCUGAGUUCAAGGGAACAUCCCAGCCACUUGGGGUUCGAAUCAGGACUGGUGAGGGGGUGGCAGCCUAGGGAGAGUGCUGAGGGCCACACAGAAAGGCCUGCAAUUGGCUUCUGGGCCACAGCUUUCCAGUCCCUGUUGUACACCAGACACAGGCCACUUCAACCCACACCCUGCAUUUAACACACAUUUAUUUACUGUAUUUUUGUUAAUUUUUUUAUUAUUAAUUUUCAGUUACAGUGGUACCUCAGGUUACAUACGCUUCAGGUUACAGACUCCGCUAACCCAGAAAUAGUGCUUCAGGUUAAGAACUUUGCUUCAGGAUAAGAACAGAAAUCGUGCUCCAGCGGCGCGGUGGCUGCAGGAGGCCCCAUUAGCUAAAGUGGUGCUUCAGGUUAAGAACAGUUUCAGGUUAAGAACGGACCUCCGGAACGAAUUAAGUACUUAACCCGAGGUACCAUCGUACAACAAAUCCAUAUGUGCCAGAUUAUAUUAAUAUCAAACAGCAAUACCAAUUCAAAUACAAAUCAAUUACAUAGCCAAUGAUAAUUGUUGUGUGGCUUCCCAUGUGCUGUACUAUCGCUCAAACCAUAUACAAUCCAUUAUUGAUAAAAACCCUUAUACCACAGCUACAAUAAUUAACUUCAAUUUGCAUUAACACAUAUAGUAGUUUGUAAGUUCGCAAAUGAAGUUCUUUCUUCUUCCUGUGUGAGGUUUUAAUUUCCAUCAAUUGUUCCUUUAAUUCUUCAUCAAAUAUUAUGUCCACAUUAAUUAUUCCUGAUUUCUUUUGUGCCUUAUGGCUCUGUUGAGUUACUCUGGAGAGGUCUCUCCCUUUGUUCUCAACUCUUCCGAUGCAGCUGUAAAAUUCCACUUUCGAUUUCAAGCGGGGAGACAUUUAAAUCGCGGGAGGAUCCUGCACACUGUUAAGGAUGUUAGCUCUGUGAUCUAUCAAUCUAUUUAUUUAUUCCCCACCCUUCCUUAUAGUGAAAGCUAGGGUUUUCCCAGUAGUGAUGUAUGGAAGUGAGAGCUGGACCAUAAAGAAAACUGAUCGCCAAAGAAUUGAGGCUUUUGAAUUAUGGUGCUGGAGGAGACUCUUGAGAGUCCCAUGGACUGCAAGAAGAUCAAACCUAUCCAUUCUGAAGGAAAUCAGCCCUGAGUGCUCACUGGAAGGACAGAUCCUGAAGCUGAGGCUCCAAUACUUUGGCCACCUCGUGAGAAGAGAAGACUCUCUGGAAAAGACCCUGAUGUUGGGAAAGAUGGAGGGCACAAGGAGAAGGGGACGACAGAGGACGAGAUGGUUGGAUAGUGUUCUCGAAGCUACCAGCAUGAGUUUGACCAAACUGCGGGAGGCAGUGGAAGACAGGAGUGCCUGGCGUGCUCUGAUCCAUGGGUCACGAAGAGUUGGACAUGACUAAACGACUAAACAACAACAACAAACCCUUCCUUCACCCUAAGUCCCCAGAGCAGGUUACAGCAUUAAAGCACAAUAUUAAAAAAAAACAUUUCGAACAACUUACAGCCAUCAAAAUUGCUUGCCAUUUACAGCUACGGUUCCAGAAUUCGUUGGGAGGAGUCCCUAAAGUGGUAUACAGUGGUACCUCAGGUUAAGAACUUAAAUCGUUCUGGAGGUCCGUUCUUAACCUGAAACUGUUCUUAACCUGAGGUACCACUUUAGUUAAUGGGGCCUCCCGCUGCCACUGUGCGAUUUCUGUUCUCAUCCUGAAGCAAAGUUCUUAACCUGAGGUGCUAUUUCUGGGUUAGCGGAGUCUGUAACCUGAAGCGUCUGUAACCUGAGGUACCACUGUAAAUGUGUUUUUAAUGUACAGCGAGCAUGAGACCUAUGUGACUGUUAGGGUUUUUAUCUAUCCGAGCUGCUCCAGCAAGUGGUACUUUUGUACAGUGGUACCUCUGGAUGCGAACAGGAUCUGUUCUGGAGCCCCAUUCGCAUCCUGAAGCAAACGCAAUCUGCUUCUGCGGGUCACGAUUUGCUGCUUCCGCACAUGCGCAUGACUUCAUUUUGAGCAUCUGUGCAUGCGCAAGCGGCAAAACCCAGAAGUAACACAUUCCAUUACUUCCGGGUUGCCGCGGAGCACAAUCUGAAAAUGUUCAACCCAAAGCUACUUCAACCCAAGGUAUGACUGUACUAUGUUUUGUGUAGAUCAUGUGAGUGUCUGAGUGAAUGUGAGACAGGAAGUCUGAGUACUGUUGGAAGUUGCCCUGCUGGCCAGUGGGUGACACCGGACGGCACACUUGCAUUUCUUCUUUCCUUUUGAGUCAAUCUUUCCCAUCUCUCCUUGCAGCCAGAAGCAUCCAACCCACCUUGAGGAGCUCAGGAAAGGUACGUGAUUGGAGGUUCCCUGGCGUCUGUGCCUACAUUCAGGGAUGUUUCAACAUCUGAAGGCAGGGAAGUUUUUAACGUUUGACAUUUAUUGUGCUUUUGUUUUUAAUUCUUUAUUGAAAAGUAAAAAGUGCAAAAUUACAAGUGCGCAGAGUAAGACACAAACAAGAAGCAGCAGCAAGAAAUAGUACCCAUUUGGAAAACAAAACAAAACAGAAAAAAAUAUAUUGUGUGGACAUUACAAUAUGUUAUUUUAGUUAUAGUGUUUGUAAUAUUUUGUUCAGGAGCCUGCAGAGUGGCUGGGACAACCCAAUCAGAUGGCUGGCAUAUACCGUACUUUUCCAUGUAUAAGACGAGAUUUUUUUUUAAUUAAAAAAUAAUGUUAAGAAUUGGGGGUCGUCUUAUACCUAGAUAGUGUAUAGUGGGUGUGUGAUUUGUUGCCGCCGCAAACUGGAGAUUGUCAGCGGCUACUGGGUGUGUUAUUGGUGGUUGUGGCAAGGGCUGUUGUUGAUUGGCUGUCACCGCGGCAAUUGGGUGGGCGAUUGGCGGCUUCUGCCAGCGAGGGGGCAGACGAUAGGUGGCUUUUGCGACUCGUGCUAGUGGCAGCAUAUGUCAGUCAGGUGAGUGAUUUUUGGCAGUCCCCCCCAAAAAAGCUCCAGAAUGUCUGGGCCACUCCCCAUUAAAAAAGCUGAACAACUUUGGGCCAUCUCCCCCCAUUCUCUUAAUUUGGAGUACCCCCAAAUAGGGGGCGUCUUAUACAUGGGGGUGUGUUAUACACAGAAAAAUACGGUAAACAUUAUUAUUAUUAUGUGGGGUGGAAAGUGCAAAGGAAAGUGUGGCUGGUAAUGCAACUGGAGCAAGGAAUUCUGGGUUGGCUAGGGGAGAGUUCUAGUGAGUUGGAGCAGGGAGGGUUGUGGGUUGACCCUCGCAGUACGAGGCCUGCAUAUCUUUGGCCUAAUUGCGACUUGGCAUGGACAUCAAAAACCCUCUAGCCUCGACCGGGACGCUUCACAUACCUCUGUCUCUGCCGGGUAGGAUUGCAGCCAUGAGCAGCCUUACGCUCGUGUAAGCGCUGUGGAUCUGGGCCCAUAACCCUGUUGUUGGGAUGCUGCCGGGAGACAGGGGCAAUUGGCAGGCCCACAGCUGGCUCCAGCCACUGGCUGGCAGCUGGGCAAAAUUCUGGUUCUCAGAACAGCAUCAAAACUGCGACUCAAGCCUCAGAAACCUUGAGAGACUGGGCACACAAUCCAGCAGAGAUAAGAACUCUUUGCAGCAGGGGGCCGCUAGGGGCACAUUGGAAGAUGGCCAACAAUACCAUCUCUCCGGCUCACAUAAGGUAAUUAAGAGGCUAAUAUGGGAGUAAUUAGCCUCCCGAGUUUUUCCAGGGAAUUGGGAAAACACUGCCUUUGCCUGCGGUUGCCGAUAAAUCACCUCCGAGUUCGAAAGAAGGAGGGGGUGAGGGCACUAGACGCACAGCACUCGUGUGAGUUUUUUCCGCUCUCCCGGACGCCGUCUCUGAUCAUGCGACCUGGUUGCAGGAGCUCAAAAUAAACAAUUAAAGAGCAGCAAAUGCACAUGUUUCGAGUGAAGAAAGGGAGUUUAGACUGCUAAUUGAAGUGACCUCUGUGAAGCUGAGCGACGGGAUGGAUUCAACAGGAAAAGAUAUCAAGAAGAAGAUAUAUCAAAGAUGUCGGUAUGUCGGAACGGGAUGGAAAGGGGGGGGACUUUUCUUUUUUCCUCUAUGUGAUUACCUAACAAUCCCCCCCAAGAAGAACCGUUGCAACAAUUGAUAAUAAGCGGGAUGAUUAUGAACUGUGUGGAAAUGAAUUAUUAAUCAAAGGCUUUGUUUGUGGAGAUUUGGAAAGGAAUGGAAGGCUUUUGGAAUGACGCAGUUUUAAAAAGAGAUUCGCCAUGACAGGCAGGCUUCGUUGCAGGAUUGAUGAUCAAGAGGGGGAGGAAGCCAUGGCUUUGUUAUCAUAUUGGACUCUGUGUCUGACCUGGCAGAACCCCCUGAAAAGAUCGAGGUGGGAGUGACAAGCCUGAGAAGAUUAAUGAGCAGACGCUAAGACUGUUUUCUAUGGAAGUGCUGAUAUGGCGUCUGCUGUUUGAAUAUGAUUCUUGGAUUAAUGCGAAAAUACACACAGGACUAUAACUGUUUUCAACUCGCUAGUGGAGAUUAUCAGAGGUUACAAAGAAAGGAAAAAUAUACAAUAACAACAAGAAGAGAUGAGGAAAAUAACAAAGAGAGUGAAUACUAAUCGGACAGAACUGUGAACAUCAAAGCAGCAGCAAUAAAAAUGAUUGGAUCCCUUUCUGAGCUCGAAGCAUGGGUACCCCCAACAAAAAUUUAAAAUUCGGUUUUGUAAUUUGGAAUUAAUGUGAUUUGAUUGGUUUAUUAAUAAAAAUAUUUUUUUUAAAAAAGAACUCUUUGCAACAGAAGUAGCGGACAGACACAUGUGUAAGCAUAUUUACAGCAUUUAUUCAGCAGCAGGACAAAGGAAAAACAUGUCUUCUUCCCUCCGUGUCCAAGCAAAACAGCAGCAUUUCAAAAGCAAUAUACAACGGAAGUUCCCAGCAGAUUGUGCUGGAAGUAAACAGACAUGUGACAUACAACAACUCCACAUAUCUGUUCCUCUUAAGGCGGAACGGAACAUCAAUAUCCUAACAGUCCAACGAUAGGAUGGGAGACACAGGAAUUUUAGACUCUGGGUUGUGUAGGGUGCUCUUUCAAUGAACAUGCUUGUUGUUUCACUCAUUUCCAAAUGUGGUAUGCCAGCCCUGGGGUACUGCCAAAUCCCAGUGUUCGUAGAGUCUAAGAUCCUGGGUUCAUUCCUUUGCGUCUGCAGGUAGGACUGGCAGAGACCCCCUGCCUGAAACCCCAUAGAAGAACUGCCAGUCAGGGUAGACAGUCCUGCUCUAGAUGGACCAAAUUGUCUGACUCUGUAUAAGGCGGUUACUCAUGCUCCACUGCUACAUGCGGGAGUCCUCCUGCUUCUUCUGCUGAAGAGUGAAAAAUAUAAGUAGUAUAAAAAGGUAAAGGGACCCCUGACCAUUAGGUCCAGUCGUGACCGACUCUGGGGUUACGGCGCUCAUCUCACUUUAUUGGCCAAGGGAGCCGGCAUACAGCUUCCGGGUCAUGUGCCCAGCAUGACUAAGCCGCUUCUGGUGAACCAGAGCAUUUACCUUCCCGCCAGAGCGGUACCUAUUUAUCUACUUGCACUUUGAUGUGCUUUCGAACUGCUAGGUUGGCAGGAGCAGGGACCGAGCAACGGGAGCUCACCCUGUCAUGGGGAUUCGAACUGCCGACCUUCUGAUCAGCAAGUCCUAGGCUCUGUGGUUUAACCCACAGCGCCACCCGAGUCCCUAAUAAGUUGUAUACUUAUAGUAUACCUAUACUAUAAGUAGUAUUGGGUGCCAUAAUUUUGUGAUCCAAUAGGUGGGAGUGUUUGGCAAGUCAGACCGACUAUGCACAAAUAAUGAUGAGGUGGUAAAAUUGCCCCUGCAUUGUGCUGUGUGCCAGAUUGCAGAUAGGGGCAUGCAUGGUUUCUCAGUAAAAAAUAAAUAAAUCACAGCACAUACAGAACUAAAAAUAGUGAGAGGUUAUCCUAGAAACAGUUUUCCUCAAGUCUGUUUAUAUUUUAAGCGAGAGAGCUACGCAGUCCCCCACUUCCCUCUGAAUUGGCCCAGCCCUGUUCAGAAACUGUAUCUGCUUUCUGUGUGAACUAGACAGGUAAAGGUAAAGGGACCCCUGACCGUUAGGUCCAGUUGUGACCAACUCUGGGGUUGUGGCACUCAUCUCGCUUUAUUGGCCGAGGGAGCCGGCGUACAGCUUCUGGAUCAUGUGGCCAGCAUGACUUAGCCGCUUCUGGUGAAACCAGAGCAGCUCACGGCAACGCCGUUUACCUUCCCGCAGGAGCGGUACCUAUUUAUCUACUUGCACUUUGACGUGCUUUCGAACUGCUAGGUUGGCAGGAGCAGGGACCGAGCUACGGGAGCUCACCCUGUCAUGGGGAUUUGAACCACCAACCUUCUGAUCGGCAAGUCCUACGCUCUGUGGUUUAACCCACAGCGCCACCCGCAUCCCUAGACUCAAGCAUACGUCAAACUUUUCAAGCACACGGCUUCUUCCCCCAAAGAAUCCUGGGAACUGUAAUUUGUCAAGGGUACUGAGAUUUGUAGCUUGGAACUAUACAGUUCCCAGAAUUCUUUGGGGGAAGUCAUGUGGUUUGAAUACGUGGUGUGGAUCUGCAUGCCUGGGGUAGGAUAAUAGUUUAUUGUUUCUGUGUCUGCCUGUGAGCCACACUGCGUGUUUCGUUAGAGGGUUUUUGAGAGCAGAAAUGUUUUAGUUUCUGUGUCUCUGUGAGUUCUACAAUUCCAUCGCACAGCGGAUGUGAAAUUUGUGAUCAGAAUUCAGCACUGAGAGAAACAUCAGAGAAACGCUUUCUUUUUCUUUUCAAAACAGAAGCAUAUAAUAGCUGAUUAUCCCUCCCCCAAAUUCUGAGCAAAAUACAGUGGUACCUCAGAUUAAGAACUUAUUUCGUUCUGGAGGUCCGUUUUUAACCUGAAACUGUUCUUAACCUGAAGCACCACUUUAGCUAAUGGGGCCUCCUGCUGCCGCCGCAUGAUUUCUGUUCUCAUCCUGAGGUAAAGUUCUUAACCCGAGGUACUAUUUCUGAGUUAGAGGAGUCUGUAACCUGAAGCAUCUGUAGCCUGAAGCAUCUGUAACCCGAAGUACCACUGUAAUGCAUUUUGCAAACUAAGCAAACACAACCAAUUGCAUAAUUGAUUCUGGCUGUGGCAAACACCCCUUGUUUUGAUAUAAUUACCUUCCGCGGGAUUUUGAUUGUUAAGCCCAGAGCAUACACAGGUGAAAAACAGAAUGACUCAUCCCUCUGUCAUUUUACAGAUGUUUCCAAGUUGGACGGCACAUCACAAGUCUAUGUGAAUGUCAGGACCUGAUGAGAAAUCCCUGCUGUGGCGAGGGAAAGCCUUUGGUUCCCAAUGAGUCAGCCAACCCUGGACCACACCUAGUGGAGCUUGUAUGCUGUUAUGACCCUCCGGCAUUAACUUUUUCCAGGCAUCUGAUUUUAUCUGUCCUUCCCUUCCAGGGAAGACUUUACACCUUGCCAAACCUUCCCUAGAUUUCUGCAUAAUUCUCGUAGGUGGAAGGAUCAGGCACAGAAAGCAAUUCUCCCUGCAAGAUAUCUUAUUAUCUGUGUCCGUUUUUCAUUUGAAGCAGUUUCCUGCCUGGUCUCAUGUCGAAUAUUUGGGGAGGCCAUCCUUUCAGCAUCAGGAUUUCGGGAGCGGUUGUACUGUUAACAGUUGGGGCUUAGCCACACUUAUCUUUUGCCUUGCUCCUUCCACACACAGGUGUGCACUUUGAAGCUCUUUGUCCGAGCUCCCCUUUUUCCUCAACGAAAACCUGCUAUUUACUGUCGAAUCAGAGCAAACUGUAAUCCGCAGAAAACCAGAAAUUGCCAUUGUUUUGCUUCAGCUUUAAAAAGCAGGUUUUUGUGGGAAAAGCUCCGGGGGGUGGUGGAGCUCGAACACAGAGCUUUAAAAAUGCCUGGAAAAAAUGCGGGGGGGGGGGAGGGGAGGAAAGUGUGGAAAAGCACCCUGCUUAUGCCUGGUGUAGUGGUUAAGAGCGGUCGACUCGUAAUCUGGUGAACCGGGUUCACUUCCCCGCUCCUCCACAUGCAGCUGCUGGGUGACCUUGGGCCAGUCACACUUCUCUGAAGUCUCUCAGCCCCACUCACCUCACAGAGUGUUUGUUGUGGGGGAGGAAGGGAAAGGAGAAUGUUAGCCGCUUUGAGACUCCUUAAGGGGAGUGAAAGGUGGAAUAUCAAGUCCAAACUCCUCCUCCUCCUCCUCCUCUUCUUCUUCUUCCAGCAAUGUUCCACUGCCACCAAACAUUUCACUAGCGGAAUAGGUGCACUGCUAAGUGGCUUUAACUUACCUUGAAUAUAAUUCUAUAUGUCAGCAUGUGAAGUUUUUAAAAAUAUAUAUUCUUUAUUGAAAAAUAAAAAGUACGAAAUUACAAGUGCACAGAAUCACAAAAACGAAGAAGAAACAAGAAAUAGUACCCAUGUUGAAAACAAGCAAACAAAGAAAUAUUGUGUGCAUUGCAAAAAAGGGGAGAAAUUUGUUAUUGUGGUUAACCAGACCUUAAUCUAAUACAGUAUUUAUAAAAAUGAAUUCCAAAAAAUGUUAAAUUUGUCCAUAGCAAGUUUAUGUUUCUACACAAAGUUUAUACAUGUCUUCAAUCAUGAAAGGGAGCUGCAUUUUUAUUUUUCCAGUUCAUCAGCAUGUGGAGCUUUCCAGAGACCAGGCAUGAGCCUUGUCGCUUGACAAUAAGCACCAGCCAAGCUGCUGUUAAAGGCACAGAAGCUGGGGUCCUGGAAGAAGUUGGCAGCUUUCAUGACCCCUGUGUGGAAGGGGAAUCUCCCCCCAGGUGCUGCAUAUCCUGGAAAAGUGUGGCAGGGACUUGGGACCGGCAGGGCGGAACGGCAGAGAGGUCAGUCGCAGGCAAAGGCAAAGCCCAAGACAGGCAAGAGCCAAUAGGUUCUCCACUGAUCCCUGUCAUCCCUGCUGAGUUCUGCAAAGGCAACCCUGAGACUAAGGAGGAGAAGGAGGAAUCAUUGUCAUUGUCAGGGCCAUCUUUCGUAUAUGCGGUGCCAGGGUGCAAAGAUCCACUCACCGCCCCCCAGGUCAAAGUUGCUGAGCUUUUUUUAUGGGUGCGCAAGUCUAAGUUGUUGAGCUUUUGAGGGGAGAACAGCUAAAAAUGCUAACAUGAAAAAAUAGAAAGCGGUAGUGCGGUAGUGAUAAUGCCCGUCUUCUGUUUUUGCGGUCAUGCAAAAAUGAAAGACACUACUAAGGGGCACCGCCGGAUACAUUGAUUCUGCAGCUCUUCCGCAAAAGACACCGGAAAUGAUGAUGAUGAUGAUGAUAAUUUAUUAUUUAUACCCCGCCCAUCUGGCUGGGUUUCCCCAGCCACUCUGGGCGGCUUCCAACAUAAUAUUAAAAUACAAUAACCUAUUAAACAUUAAAAGCUUCCCUAAACAGGGCUGCCUUCAGAUGUCUUCUAAAAGUCUGGUAGUUGUUUAUUUCCUUGACAUCUGAUGGGAGGGUGUUUCACAGGGUGGGUGCCACUACUGAGAAGGCCCUCUGCCUGCUUCCCUGUAACUUGGCUUUUCGCACCGAGGGAACUGCCAGGAGGCCCUCGGCUCUGGUCCUCAGUGUCCGGGCAGAACGAUGGGGGUGGAGACGCUCCUUCAGAUAUACUGGACCAGUUGAACUAUAUAUCUGUAUCAGUUGAACUAUAAUAAUGAGACAGGGGGUGGGGUGGGGGGCAGGCCAGUCUGAACGAUUUCUCCACCUGCCCUCAACUCUGCAAAAAGAGAUUGCUAGAGUAGGUCGGUGUGGUUGGAGAAGCUUAGCCUGGCACAUUCCCUUUUUUUUGCCGGGGGAUUGGCACGGGUGGUCCCAAAUGCCUUUGCAUAAGUAAAGAAACGGACAGAGGUUCCUUGUGCAAGGUGGCCAUUCUUGCUUCCCCCUCGCUUCCCCCUGCCAGGGUGGGGAUGAUGCCAUCCAGCUGUCUCUCUGCAAACUGGAUCUUCAGCUAAAGCCAGGCUGGCAGAGGCACUGGAGAAGGCGACUUGCUGUCUGCAAGAAUCCUACAGGAUCGGUGACCGAACACCCUCAAUAGAAAUCAGAGAGAGGAACAGUCAAUCGUGAGUGUGUUUAGAGCUCUGAACCAUACGCUCAACUUCUGUAAUGUAGUCUGUCCUGGGCCCGCCUCCCUCCUCGUUUAUUCCCCUUGAAAGAGUGCAAUCCAAACUCCUCAGAGCCCUUCUGCAAUUUCCUAGAUGCGUUUCAAAUGCAUGGGUCUUAGGCAAAGAUCACAAGACGACCUGGCAGGUAGUCAGAUUCUGCACCCAGAUUUGUAGGCACAGAUCAUCCUCUAGAAAAUAGCUUACUAGGGAAAUGCUGAAGUCUCCCUUUGGGGCGCCUCAGGGUCAGUUUUUUAUGGUAGCCCAAAUCUCAGUUGUACGGGUGUAUGUAUGUAUCUCAAUUUUAACUCACGAGCUAUUGCUGCAAUCUGCUCCGAUUGUAUAUUUUAUCUUUAUGAAUGCUGUUUUUAUUGUGUUAUGUUAUGUGAGGUGGUCUUUGACUGUAAUAAAUUAUCUGUCUAUCUAAUGUAGUCUGUCUGUCUGUCUGUCUGUCUCAAAACACCAGUAAACUUCAAGGCAUUUUAUUCAAAGGAAACAGAACCAAGCAAAGGUCUCACUAGUAAAUUUCUCAGCACUUGGAGAGUGCUGGGUGUAACCGUUAUCACUGCCUCCUCCAAAGUAUGCUAGGAAUUGUUAUUACUCCUUGAAAUAUUCUUUUGCCCUCCUGCCCAGAACUACAAUCGUCAGAGCUCCUAAGGGAGAGGACUUUUUAGGCUGCAGUUGUAUACCCGCUUACUUGGGAGUAACUGAACUCAAUGGGAUUCCUGAGCAGACAGGUAUAAUAUGACUGUGCUC